Chanos chanos (milkfish) is the source of this 2232-nucleotide messenger RNA. It is a transcript of the gene slc9d1, whose product is annotated as transmembrane and coiled-coil domains 3. Gene Ontology annotation, cellular component: membrane. NCBI's taxonomy places the organism in Eukaryota, Metazoa, Chordata, Actinopteri, Gonorynchiformes, Chanidae. Gene Ontology annotation, biological process: potassium ion transmembrane transport; proton transmembrane transport. The record is from RefSeq and is a predicted model, not a curated record. Bases 88 to 2130 code for a protein of 680 amino acids. Gene Ontology annotation, molecular function: potassium:proton antiporter activity. The transcript has 13 exons.
AUUGUUUUCUACAUUCACUCUGGAGCCCGGUGCUGCGUGGACGGCGUAGCAUUCUAGUAGUGUAGGAGUGAUAGCAGAGCUGGGUGGAUGCAACCUCUGUGUGUGCUGCUGUGCCUCAGCCUUGUGGGGGCGCUGCAGCAGCAGAGGGAGCAGCAGCAGAAGGAGCAGGUGGCCCAGCAUGCUAUCAAGCUGCACCGCGGGAAAGUGGACGCAGCCACCGCUGCACACAGCCACAACUGGGUGGCCAAGAACUGCCGGCGGCUCUCCGGCCUCCUCCGGCAAAAGAGCGCCGCCGUCCAGAAGCUCACGGCCGCGGCCGCCGCGGUCCUCCGCGACCGGGCGCUCUCCGACGCGGAGAAGUUGUUCCAGGUCCACACGCUGGAAGUUUUCCAGAAGGAACUGAAUGAGAGCGAGCGCUCCGUCUUCCAGGCCGUGCUGGGCCUUCAGCGUGUGUUGCGCGGAGACUACAGGGAUGUGGUCAGCAUGAAAGAAAGCAGUCGGCAGAGACUGGAGGCGCUUAGGGAGGCUGCCAUCAAGGAGGAGAGGGAGUAUGUGGAACUGAUGGCUGCGGAGAAGCACCAGCAGGAGGCGCUGAAGGUGGCUCAGGAUCAGAAUAAGACUCUGUCCAUGCUGGAUGAGAUCCUGGAGGAUGUGAGGAAGGCUGCAGACCGGCUGGAGGAAGAGAUUGAGGACCACGCCUUUGACAACAACAAACAGAUAAAAGGGGUCAAUGUAGAGGCAGUCCUAAGGGUUGAGGAUGAUGAGGAGGACGUUAAGAGGAAGAACGCGUCGAAACAGGAGGUGAAGGGCGACCUCGGACUGAGCAUGCUCAUUGACUCCCAGAAUAACCGGUAUGUUCUGACCAAACCGCGGGACUCCACCAUGCCGCGGGCCGACCACCACUUCAUCAAGGAUUUGGUAUCUGUGGUUAUGCUGUCCCUACCAUGUGGCUGGUUGUGUACACUGAUGGGGCUUCCUCCCAUGUUUGGCUACAUAGUCUCCGGUGUCUUGUUGGGACCGUCUGGACUUAACAGUAUAAAGUCUAUGGUACAGGUGGAGACACUGGGAGAGUUGGGCGUGUUCUUUACUUUGUUUGUGGUUGGACUGGAGUUCUCACCUGAACGCCUACACAAGGUGUGGAAGAUCUCCGUGCAGGGCUCGUGUUACCUGAGUCUCCUGAUGGUGGGAGCAGGGCUCCUUUGGGGCAAGGUGUUAGGCCUCCACCCCACUCAGACUGUCUUCAUCUCCAGCUGUCUGUCACUGUCCAGUACACCUCUGGUGUCUCGCUUCCUCUCCGGAGCAUCCAGGGGGGAGAAGGAUGGUGAAUUGGACUACAGCAGUGUUUUACUGGGAAUGCUGGUUAUGCAGGAUGUCCAGUUGGGCCUCUUUAUUGCUGUCAUGCCCACGCUUAUCCAAGCAGGAAACGGAGACAUGGACAGUGUUCUGAUCGGAGGUUUUCAUGUCCUGAUGCUCUUGGCACAAGUGCUGGUCUCCCUGGCAGCUGUCUUGGUUCUGUGCAUGUUCCUCAGGUCCCACCUGAUUGGUCCAUUCUACAGGAAGCUUCACGCCGAGUGCAGGGGCAGUAAGGAAAUCCUGGUACUCGGCACGACUGCGUUUGUUUUCUUCAUGCUUACGGUGACAGAAUUCCUGGAUGUUUCCAUGGAGUUAGGUUGUUUUGUGGCUGGAGCACUCCUCUCAUCACAAGGUCACAUGGUCACCAGUGAGGUCAUGAGUUGCAUUGAGCCAAUCAGAGACUUCCUGGCUAUUAUUUUCUUUGCAUCCAUUGGACUUCAUGUGUUCCCAACUUUUGUUUUAUAUGAAUUAACCAUCCUGUUGGUCCUGACGUUGUCACUGGUGAUUAUGAAGUUUAUCAUGGCAGUGUUGGUUCUGUCUGCUAUCCUGCCCCGUGGCUCUCGACACAUCCGCUGGCUGGUGUCAGCUGGCCUGGCACAAGUCAGCGAGUUCUCCUUCGUACUGGGCAGCCGUGCCCGCCGGGCUGGCAUCAUUUCUCGAGAGGUGUAUCUUUUGGUUCUUAGUGUCACCACGCUCAGUCUGCUUUUGGCACCGGUGCUGUGGAGAGCUGCCACACUGAAGUUCAUCCCUCGGACAGAUCGGAAAACAUCUACCUGACCCAACAGCAUCCUGGGUCUUGUCCUUUGCCUGCUGUGCCAGGCGCUACAGUAACAUCAUGAUGAACAAUAGUGGCAUUUUGAAUGUUUACACUAGCACUAC